AUGACUGAUUUCGCCAUUGGGGUUGUUUCGCAAGGGAUCCAGGUUUGUUCCGUCAUCGCGACCUAUAUCGGCGCUCUCAAAGAUCGCGAUGAGGACCUCGCCUCUAUUGACCGACAAGCCCAAGGCUUAGAGUCUGUCUUCCGGACUCUCAGAGAGUCUCUAACACAAGGAUCCUUGGACCCCUCCACAUCACCAGCCGCCGCUCAAGUUUUAAGCUCCAUGCAAACAUGCGAAGCUGAGCUUAAUAGCCUGAAGCAGCUUGCGGCACGUUUCUCAAAUAGCCUCUCACCUGAUGCACGCCCACAAGACAAAAUUAAGCAACAAGUUAAGAAGUUGAGAUAUCCUAUCCAAAAGCCAGAUAUUUAUCGAAUUCAAAAAUCACUUGGGGUGGUUAAAGAAACACUUGAUCUGGCUCUUCAAAAUCUUGAACUAAGUUACAGCUGUUUGGCAACUAGCAAGUUGAGCAACCUUGAAGCCGCGUCCCAACAGGUGUCAAGCAGCCUUGCUGCACUUGACUCCGAUAUCACCACAUUACACACAAAAUUGGACGAUUUACUUGAUCGACUUCAACAGAAUAACACCGCCGGGGCAGCCGCACUUUACGAGGCAAAUCCCAGGGUAGCCAUUUACAAGCUCGCCUACAAGCCAAGUAACUUAGCGGCGCUGUGUGCCAGCCUGGAAUCUACCACCAAUGUCCUCCGAACGGCUCCUAUAGCCGAAGCGAGCUGGUGUCCCUGUCGGCGUCACAUAGUUCACAGGACUAAACGAAUUUCUUGGCUGCCAUGGGACUUUUGGGAUGAUGAAAUACUUCGUUUCGAACAUUACAAAGGUUGCAAGUAUUUCAGAAGCAAUGGCGAUGAACGGAGCCGAACCCGACGCUUGAGGGUGACAAGCUUGAUAAGAAAUGCUGUUAUAAUCACAUUAUACACAAGCACUGGUGCAGGUGGCCAAAGUCUCGGCGUGAAUCUUGAAUAUCGUGUAACCGUUGACCGGAUGGUCUCCCCAGCUUUCCGUGUCAUAUCCGUUUUAGAGGAAUGUGCUGAUAUGCUCUGCUUUCCCUUGAUGCAGGGGGCCCAGCGAACAAACGGUCAGACUCAGUGGAAGAAAUUGGCCUUCUCAGCAGGCCAAAAAAUUGAAUAUCUUUUCAGACUGGGCAAAGCAAGCCCGAAAGAUGUCGACUCAAGGAAUAAAUCUCUACUCCAUGCGUCAAAUAUUGCUAGCGAUUUAAUUCUUGAGAACAAGGACAUUGAUGAAGCCUACUCCUUACCUAUAGCACAUUUAGUUACGCUUCUUGUCAAGAGGCAGGUAUCGGCAUCAUUGCUGGACUUGAAGGGUCGUCUAGCAUUGACAAUUGCGACCCCCGGAGAACCUUUAUUCAUACCUCUCGUCGAAGCAUUUUACCCAUAUGAUGCGGAUAUCCAUAACCCAAAUCCAUUCCCUUUGGCCUAUGACUUAGAGCCUAAAAAUCUUGCUUCAAUUUUUAGCUGCUAUGCUGCAAUGCAAAGAGUAGCCGAUGCAUUCUUCGGUCCAUUAUCAAUGGCAAUCUUAUCGAAUGAUCAAGUUCAAAUAUACCGCCUUUUGCGGAAACAUCCGGAAUUCCUUCAAGAAAGAGCGUACCGUUCUGAUCAGACUCCCUUUCACUUAGCCGACGAAUCGGUAAUCGCCAAUGCCUCGAAACAUUGCAAAAUCCAUCUAGCCAAGUCGCUAUUGCAACGUCGGCAAAAGCUGAAGUUAAUCGCGCAACAAUGCCUUUCGCCCCUAGAAAUCGACAAUUUCAGUUUGCAUAGGCCGGUUAUACUUGAUAUAUACGCUAUGCAAAUUGAUGAAAUUCUCCGGGAGAGGGGAUUUAUUGAAUUUGGACCUCUGGCUACAUAUGUGGAAGAUGACAUAGUCCACAGCUCUCCCAUCCAAGACAACAGGUCUAUCUAUCACGAACUGUACAACGUCGAAGAUGCGAAUAUCUACUUUGAUUUCGGGUUCCAUGAUAUUAAAAACGGUCCAGGCAUGCCUAAGAGAUGGAGGCCAAGAACCACGCCCUCUCGUAUAAGUUUACCAUUUGUGAAAUGGUUGUUGGAUCAUGACGCUCCUCUUUGCGAGUGGAUAGAGCCUCGGUUAUUUCCCUGGACUGGAUAUAUUUCAGAUGCUUUCAUCCUUGCAAUGUUAGGUAGCAAAUGGCUACUUAACGGAUGGGAACUUGAAGAUCAUGAAGAACUAGUACGUGAGCUUGAAGAACGCAUGUUGAUGGACGAUUCGGUUGAUAACUGCUUUUGUCGGUGUUCUCUCCAAGGCUGCACGCCAUUUGUGACGAGGCUGAAGAAUAUGAGAUUAAUCAGUGACGAUAUUGCCACAAUUUUUAGGACGUAUCUAAAGGAGUACGGCAACGCAUUGCGAAGGACACAUUACUAUGCCGCAAUACGGUUUAUUACUUUCGAUGCGCUGGGCAUUGCGCAUACAUGCAUGUGCAAAGCGAAAUUUUAUGGGAUACCACAAAAAAUGGAUGCGGAAGAGAUUGCAGAAAUACAGGGAGAGUAUGCGGAACUAUUGGAGCUCCUGGAGUCGUUGAUAGAGGAGUUUGAGACACAUGCCUUUGAGACCUUUGACGCGGCUACGGAUGGACUUGACAUUAUGAUUACUUUCUGGAACGGCUAUUGGGUUCGGAGAAUGAAUGAAGUUCUUUCUGAGCUCUCAAGAGCUGGUGAAGCAAGUAAUGCCGCCGCGGAAGAUCUAGGGGUAGUCUGGGGCCCUCAGACUGAGACGCAAAUGUAUAAGAAACGCGAAUGGAAAGGAUGGGACUAUUAUUUUCGAAAAAUCGAAGAGAUUGAAUGA
Messenger RNA from Trichoderma breve, 2826 nucleotides. RefSeq lists its product as uncharacterized. The transcript is spliced from 6 exons. Lineage: Eukaryota; Fungi; Ascomycota; Sordariomycetes; Hypocreales; Hypocreaceae. Bases 1 to 2826 code for a protein of 941 amino acids. The record is from RefSeq and is a predicted model, not a curated record.